This is a messenger RNA of Procambarus clarkii (red swamp crayfish), 2512 nucleotides long. RefSeq lists its product as uncharacterized. Gene Ontology annotation, molecular function: oxidoreductase activity, acting on a sulfur group of donors, disulfide as acceptor. The record is from RefSeq and is a predicted model, not a curated record. NCBI's taxonomy places the organism in Eukaryota, Metazoa, Arthropoda, Malacostraca, Decapoda, Cambaridae.
CCUACCCACCACCAACGUACCCACCUACCUACCCUCCACCAACGUACCCACCUACCUACCCUCCACCAACAUACCCACCUACCUACCCUCCACCAACAUACCCACCUACCAACCCCCCACCUACUUUCAUGCCCACUAACGAACCCAAUUCCUCCUCCACCACCUUCCCGCCCUCCACGCACCCGACCAUUCCAACAGUGACGCCUGUGUACUAUCCACCGCCUUGGUGUGGCAUGUACGGACAGUGUGGGUGUCCGCAGGUAACCACGCCCCCUGCCUGCCCCUACCUCGCGUAUGGGACAGGUGCCAGACGCGUCCGAAGUAUUGCUCAGCGGGCGUGUAGCUUGAACGGUCAGUGUCCCGCGGGCUCCUCCUGCUGCACCCACGCCUGCUACAGGUCCAAGGUGUGCACGCCCACCAUCACCACGCCCACACCACGCCCACGCAAGGUGAAGGUGAGUGUGAUGAUGACGUCCGCCAGCAGUGACUGCAGCGUCUUCAUCAAGGAGCACCUCAUACCCUUCACCGCAGCCCUCCAGAAUCACCUGCAGAUCGAACUAAUACCUUAUGGCAAAGUUGGCAAGGAUGGAGGCUGCCAGUACGGGUAUGGUGACUGUCUGGGGAACUGGCUGGUCAGUUGUGGAGGUCGUCACCUGACUGGUGGAGAGUCAGCCCAGCUCGCCUUCGCCGCCUGCCUCACCCAACACACACACAUCCUCAGCACCUCAAACUUCACCGCCAUCAUGGCCGCUGCCGUACAGUGUACGGUGGACCAGCCAGCCAGGGUGGAGAGGAUGUACCAGUGUGCCGUCAGCGUGGAGGGCCUCAAUUUGUUCCAGGAAGCCGGCCGAAGGCAGCGACAACUAACACCAGCGCUCACACAAGUGCCAACCAUUGCUCUUGACGGGGUAGUGGUGAUCCGGUUGGCUCAUGACGUGAAGGCGUUCCCCAAGCUGCUGUGUGACCGUCUCCGGCAGGUGGCCGGCGCCCACCAGCUCUGCCUCGCCACCCAAAGCAAGCUGCUCUUGUCAACUCCCUCACACCGUUAAUGGCGUCAGCGCCUUCCCCGCUCCAUCAGCAUCUUCGCUACACUAUCGACUCAGUCAGCACCUAUUUUACUUCAUUGUUUAUGUAAUAAGUAUCAUGUUUAUGAUCUUGAAAACAUAAUAAACGAAUGCGUGGAGCAGGAGAGUGCUUGUACAGUCGGGAGAUGUGGCCACCCAUAUCUCGCCAGUCACAGCUGACACGGAGGGGAUGGGGGAGGGGCAUGUGCUGAGUGUGGUGGUCCAAACAACUGUAACAUGUACUAUGUGGUGGUCUAGACAACUGUAACAUGUACUGUUUGUAGUUUAGACAACUGUAACAAUGUACUCUGUGGUGGUCUAGACAACUGUAACAUGCAUACUAGGUCUAGACAACUGUAGCAUGUACUGUUUGGUGGUCUAGACAACUGUAACAUAUACUGCGUGGUGGUCUAGACAACUGUAACAUAUACUGCGUGGUGGUCUAGACAACUGUAACAUAUACUGCGUGGUGGUCUAACCAACUGUAACAUAUACUGCGUGGUGGUCUAGACAACUGUAACAUGCAUACUAGGUCUAGACAACUGUAGCAUGUACUGCGUGGUGGUCUAGACAACUGUAACAUAUACUGCGUGGUGGUCUAGACAACUGUAACAUAUACUGCGUGGUGGUCUAGCCAACUGUAACAUAUACUGCGUGGUGGUCUAGACAACUGUAACAUAUACUGCGUGGUGGUCUAGACAACUGUAACAUAUACUGCGUGGUGGUCUAGCCAACUGUAACAUAUACUGCGUGGUGGUCUAGACAACUGUAACAUAUACUGCGUGGUGGUCUAGCCAACUGUAACAUAUACUGCGUGGUGGUCUAGACAACUGUAACAUGCAUACUAGGUCUAGACAACUGUAGCAUGUACUGCGUGGUGGUCUAGACAACUGUAACAUAUACUGCGUGGUGGUCUAGACAACUGUAGCAUAUACUACCUUACAAACAAAUAUGACUGGGCUGAUCUCAUCAAAACUUAAAAUACUAAACAAUUUGGAGGCUAUUGUUCCGGACAACUUCUUCAAAAGGUCUGAUGUAACACAACCAAAGAGCAACGGUUUCAAGCCACAAAGGACUGAAAACAGGAGAUGCUUUUCCACCCAUAGGUUCCAUCCAUGGAACCGCCUGCCCGCCGAGGCCGUAAUGCCAAAACUGCUGAAUUUCACAAUCCAGUUGGAUGAAAUCAUCAGAACAAAUGGGGUAACUUUGACCAGCCGCCGGCUUCGUGACCUCGUCGAGGCCACUAGAGAUAUAGUGGCCCUCAUAUAAAUUUAAAUAAAUUCAGGUACAGUGUGGCGGUACAAUGUUACAUACACCGAGUUUAGUGCUUCUCUCGCUUACAUAACAUUUAUUAUUGCAAUUAUUAAAUAAUAAUGUUUUGAUGUGUUUAGAGAAUGUUGAAUGUUAAUAAAUAUUACAGUUUACUAUUAUUAAAUAUUAGAACAUUA